This is a messenger RNA of Malaya genurostris, 985 nucleotides long. Its product is annotated as protein TEX261. Gene Ontology annotation, biological process: endoplasmic reticulum to Golgi vesicle-mediated transport. The transcript is spliced from 4 exons. The coding region runs from base 220 to 819 and encodes 199 amino acids. NCBI's taxonomy places the organism in Eukaryota, Metazoa, Arthropoda, Insecta, Diptera, Culicidae. Gene Ontology annotation, cellular component: COPII-coated ER to Golgi transport vesicle; Golgi membrane; endoplasmic reticulum membrane. The record is from RefSeq and is a predicted model, not a curated record. Gene Ontology annotation, molecular function: COPII receptor activity.
UCAGAACAACUUUACAAAUUUUACGUUUUUUCUUUUCACACAGUUCUAUAGUGUUCUGUUUUGCAUUUUGCCUUCGGAUAGUAAUAUGAUAACAAAUUGAACGAUUUUCUGCUUGAAAAUGGUUCCACAGUUACUGUAGUAGUCAGAACAGAAAAAUAGCACAAGUAAUAGUAGCAAGCUGAACCAAAAGGACAUCAUCCAAAAUACUACAGAAUUAGGAUGACAUUCCUAAGUGUUCUCAGUUAUGCAUCUCUGCUAGUGCAGAUCUGCUUCGUGACGGUGUCCAUCGCUGCCGGGCUCUAUUAUCUAGCAGAAUUAGUCGAAGAGUAUACGGUCACCGCUAAAAAGACUAUUACUUGGAUGGUAAUUGCAUCAGUUUUGCUCUAUGUGAUAUUCAUUUUUACUGAACAGUUCUCCUGGACAAUGUUGCUUUGUGGCAUGGGAGCACAAGCGUUACAUGUGGCUAUCCUGAAAAACUUCCCUUAUGUCAAGUUUUUGUCACUAAGCUUUCUAGGCGCUCUAAUACUAUUGCUGUUCAAUCACUAUCUGGCGUUCAUCUACUUCCAACAACAUCAUCAUCCUUUCGUAGAGGUGAUGGCAUAUUUCACACUUUGUUUAUGGCUAGUGCCAUUUGCACUUUUUGUGUCAUUAUCUGCUAACGACAAUGUCUUACCAACGAGUAGCGAGAAAACGCCAUUGCUAAGUGACAAUGAUAUUGUAACAAAUUAUUUUUCCAGUAAAAAGAAGUUGGGACUUCUGUCACUUUUCAAUUAUGCUAAAGAAUCACUCUUACCGGAGCGAAACAAAAAGUCUUUCUAAUAUCCUUGUACACCAAGCUAGCCAUGUAGUUAGUCAUCCUCAUAUAGACAAGGGUUGUUCAAGCUUUAGUUUUUGUUAUUUAUUUAUUAAACGAACGUGAUGAAAUUGAAAUGGACUUAUCGGAAUAAGGAACAAACAUCAGGUAAUGAUAAAUAAUGACUAUAUA